AUGUCCCUUCCUCCUUGGAUUGUGGCCUGCCUCUUCCUGCUAACUGCUUUCUGUGAAUUCUCCUCUGAAACCAAUUACUCCAGAAGCUAUCCUUGCGAUGAAAAAAGGCAAAAUGGCUCUGUUAUUGCAGAGUGCAACAAUCGUCACCUGCAAGAAGUUCCUCAGACAGUGGGCAACUAUGUGACAGAACUAGAUCUGUCUGAUAAUCUCAUCACCCAAAUAACAACUGAAUCGUUCCACCAGCUGCAAAAUGUCACCAAAAUCAAUCUAAACCACAAUGCGAAUCAACAACACCAGAAUGAAAAUCCCAAUAUGAGUAAACAUGGCAUGAAUAUUACCGAUGGGGCCUUCCAGAACUUGGCCCACCUCCGAGAGUUGCUGCUUGAAGACAACCAGUUACACAAAAUACCCGCUGGAUUGCCCGAGUCUUUGCGAGAGCUUAGUCUAAUUCAAAACAAAAUCAUUUCUAUAACUAAAAAUCAUACUUCAGGACUCAAGAACCUGGAAAGUCUCUAUUUGGGCUGGAACUGCUAUUUUGCUUGUAACAAAACACUUAACAUAGAAAAUGGAACGUUUAAACAGCUUACAAGUUUGCAGGUGUUGUUGCUGUCUUUCAAUAACCUUGUCCGUGUGCCACCAAGUCUGCCAGUCUCCCUAACCAAACUUUAUUUGAGCAACACAAAGAUCAGAAACAUCAGCCAAGACGACUUCAAGGGGCUGACAAAAUUAAAAUUACUGGAUUUAAGCGGAAACUGCCCGAGGUGUUUCAAUGCCCCAUUUCCUUGUACACCUUGUGAUGGAGAUGCUUCCAUUGAGAUACAUCCUCUGGCUUUCCAACCCCUGUAUGAACUCACGCACCUAAACCUCUCCAGCACUUCGCUCCACAGCAUCCCAGCCACCUGGUUUGACAACAUGACUUCUCUGAAGGUGCUGGAUCUGGAAUUCAACUACUUAUUGCAAGAAAUAGCCUCGGGGGAAUUUUUAACAAAACUGCACCAUUUAGAAACACUUGACUUAUCUUUUAACUAUAAAAAGACAAACUAUUUACAAUAUAUUAAUAUUUCCAAAAACUUUGCUUCCCUUCAGUCUCUCAAGGCACUGCAUUUAAGAGGUUAUGUGUUCCAAGAACUUAGAAAAGAAGAUUUCCAGCCCUUGAUGAACCUGCCACAUUUAAAGACCAUCAACUUGGGCAUUAACUUCAUUAAACAAAUUGAUUUUAGCCUUUUCCAGAACUUCUCCAGCCUGAAAAUCAUCUACUUGUCAGAAAACAGAAUAUCACCUUUGGUAAAUGAAAUUGGACAAAACUCUCUAAGAAAUUCCUCUUGGCCUGGACACGUCCUUAAAUUACGCUCAAUUAAGCCUAGGUUUGACCCACAUUCAAAUUUUUAUCACAACACCCGUCCUUUGAUAAAGCCACAAUGCACUGCCUAUGGCAAAGCAUUGGAUUUAAGCUUGAAUAGCAUUUUCUUUAUUGGGGAAAAGCAAUUUGAAGGUUUCCAAGACAUCGCGUGCUUAAACCUGUCUUCAAAUGGCAAUGGCCAAGUGUUACACGGAACUGAGUUUUCAGCUGUGCCUCAUGUUAAAUAUUUGGAUCUGACCAACAAUAGAUUAGACUUUGAUGACAACAGAGCUCUCAAUGAGCUGCCUGAAUUGGAAGUUCUGGAUCUCAGCUCCAAUGCCCACUAUUUUAGAAUAGCGGGUGUCACACAUCGUCUAGGAUUUAUUCAAAAUUUAACACAGCUCAAAGUCUUAAAUUUGAGCCACAACAACAUUUAUACUUUAACAGAGUAUGAACUGAAAAGCAUGUCCUUGAAUGAAUUAGUUUUCAGUGACAACCGCCUUGACCUUUUGUGGAAUACUGGUGAUAACAGAUACUGGUGCAUUUUUAAACGUCUCCAAAAUCUAACACGGCUUGAUUUAUCCUCCAAUAAACUUCAACAUAUCCCGAGUGCAGCAUUCCUGAACUUUCCACACAGUCUCAAAGAACUAUAUCUAAACGAUAAUGUGCUGGAUUUCUUUAACUGGACGUUACUCCAACACUUUCCUGAUCUCCAACUGCUAGAUUUAAGUGGGAAUGAACUGUCCUCUUUGACUAAUAGUCUGUCUCAAUACACAUCUUCGCUUCAGACACUCCUGCUGAGCCAAAACAUGAUUGCCCACCUGCCCUCUGGCUUCCUUUCUGAAGCCAGUAGCUUGGUGCACCUCGAUCUACGAUCCAACCUGCUAAAGACGAUCAGCAAAUCCACACUUCAAACGAAGACCCCCACCCAGUUGGCUCUUCUGGAUCUAGGCGGAAACCCUUUCGACUGUACCUGUGACAUUGGCGAUUUUCGAAUCUGGAUGGAUGAAAAUCUGAACGUCACAAUUCCGAGACUGACGGACAUCGUAUGUGCGAGUCCUGGGGAUCAAAGAGGGAAGAGUAUUGUGAGUCUGGAGCUCACGACUUGCGUUUCAGAUACUGUUGCAGCAAUACUAUUUUUCUUCACAUUCUUUAUCACCUCUAUGCUCAUGUUAGUCGCCGUGGCUCACCAUUUAUUUUACUGGGAUAUCUGGUUUAUCUAUCGGGUGUGUUUAGCUAAGAUAAAAGGCUACAGGUCCCUGUCUACAUCCCAAACUUUCUACGAUGCUUACAUCUCCUAUGACACUAAAGACGCCUCUGUGACGGACUGGGUGAUAAAUGAGCUGCGCUACCACCUUGAGGAGAGUGAAGACAAAAAUGUCCUGCUUUGCUUGGAGGAGAGGGACUGGGACCCAGGACUAGCUAUCAUCGAUAAUCUCAUGCAGAGUAUAAACCAGAGUAAGAAAACGAUAUUUGUUUUAACCAAGGACUAUGCAAAAAGCUGGAACUUCAAAACCGCGUUCUACCUGGCCUUGCAGAGGCUCAUGGAUGAGAACAUGGAUGUGAUUAUAUUUAUUCUGCUGGAGCCAGUGUUGCAACACUCUCAGUACCUGAGGCUGCGGCAACGCAUCUGCAGGAGCUCCAUUCUCCAGUGGCCCGACAACCCCAAGGCGGAAGGCUUGUUUUGGCAAAGCCUGAAAAACGUGGUCUUGACUGAAAAUGAUUCGCGGUAUAAUAAUUUCUAUGUUGAUUCCAUUAAGCAAUACUGA
Ochotona princeps (American pika) is the source of this 3108-nucleotide messenger RNA. It is a transcript of the gene TLR8, whose product is annotated as toll like receptor 8. The record is from RefSeq and is a predicted model, not a curated record. Gene Ontology annotation, cellular component: plasma membrane. The transcript has a single exon. The coding region runs from base 1 to 3108 and encodes 1035 amino acids. Gene Ontology annotation, molecular function: protein binding; pattern recognition receptor activity. Gene Ontology annotation, biological process: positive regulation of interleukin-6 production; toll-like receptor signaling pathway; defense response to virus. Lineage: Eukaryota; Metazoa; Chordata; Mammalia; Lagomorpha; Ochotonidae.